AUAGUUACCAAUACAGCCAAGGACUGAAGAUAUUUAAGCAGGAAAAAUUCUCUGGCAAGUUUCUUUUUCCUUCAUUUUUUAAAAUUUCCUGAGUGACUGCCCAGACACCAAUCCAACAUCUCACUCCGCUCAGCUGAAUCUGUAUGAAAUUGCUUUCUCAUUGGCCAUGGAUAAAAUGAAAGAUUUGAGCCUGGAAACAACAAUGAUUCGAUCUGAGAUAUUUGAACUGGAUGGUGUUCCCCUCACACAACCAAUUGCCAGCAUCUGGGACCAAGUGUGGAAGUUCAAAGCCAGGCCUGAUGAUGUGCUCAUCGCAACCUAUGCAAAAGCAGGUACCACAUGGACACAGGAGAUAGUGGAUAUGGUUCAACAAAAUGGAGAUACUGAGAAGUGUAAACGUGAGACUACUUACAAACGCCACCCUUUCCUCGAGUGGUAUUUGGCAGAGCCUCCGUCUGCACGUUACUCAGGUCUGGAGUUAGCUGAAGCCAUGCCAUCUCCACGAACAAUGAAAACUCAUCUGCCCGUGCAGCUGCUGCCUCCAUCCUUCUUGGAGCAAAACUGUAAGAUAAUCUACGUGGCAAGAAAUGCAAAAGACAACCUGGUGUCAUACUACCAUUUCCACAGAAUGAAUAAAGGAUUGCCUGAUCCAGGAACCUGGGAGGAGUUUGUGCAGAAAUUCAUGACUGGAAAAGUCCUCUGGGGUUCCUGGUAUGACCAUGUAAAAGGAUGGUGGAAGGCAAAAGAUAAGCACCGUAUACUCUAUCUCUUCUAUGAAGAUAUGAAGGAGAAUCCAAAGCGAGAAAUUCAGAAGAUUGCAAAGUUCCUGGAGAAGGAUCUGAGUCAGGAGGUUCUAAACAAAAUAGUCCAUAAUACCUCAUUUGAGGUAAUGAAGGAAAACCCCAUGGCAAACUACACUAAAGACUUUCAAGGAAUAAUGGAUCAUUCAAUUUCCCCAUUCAUGAGAAAAGGGACCGUUGCAGACUGGAAGAAUCAUUUCACUGUGGCACAGAAUGAGAAAUUUGAUGAAGAUUAUAAGAAGAAAAUGUCUGAUACCUCUCUUGUUUUUCGCAUGGAAUUGUAAUUACUUGUAAUUGAAAUUUAUGAUCUUCAGCCUUUCACAUGUUAUAUAUUUUGUUUUUCUUUCAAAAAAUGCCAGUGUCCCUAAGAUUCCAAGAUCUUCAUUUCACACAUCACAGAUUUUUCAUUACUGGGAGAGAGUCCAAAUUAUGCCAAAGUUUAAGUCUCUCUCAAGAAAAUAAUUCCACUGGACAUUUCUCAGUCACCCCUACCACAGUAACUUUCAGCAUUAAUAAAAAUAUUUCAGACAUGC
Vidua macroura (Pin-tailed whydah) is the source of this 1333-nucleotide messenger RNA. Its product is annotated as sulfotransferase 1C1-like. Bases 167 to 1084 code for a protein of 305 amino acids. Gene Ontology annotation, biological process: sulfation. Lineage: Eukaryota; Metazoa; Chordata; Aves; Passeriformes; Viduidae. The record is from RefSeq and is a predicted model, not a curated record. The transcript has 8 exons. Gene Ontology annotation, molecular function: sulfotransferase activity. Gene Ontology annotation, cellular component: cytoplasm.